Messenger RNA from Anthonomus grandis grandis, 1347 nucleotides. RefSeq names its product zinc carboxypeptidase-like. The coding region runs from base 23 to 1285 and encodes 420 amino acids. The transcript is spliced from 8 exons. The record is from RefSeq and is a predicted model, not a curated record. NCBI's taxonomy places the organism in Eukaryota, Metazoa, Arthropoda, Insecta, Coleoptera, Curculionidae. Gene Ontology annotation, biological process: proteolysis. Gene Ontology annotation, molecular function: metallocarboxypeptidase activity; zinc ion binding.
UAGUGCAUAUCCCGAAAAAAAGAUGAAGUUAAUGUUGGCCGCCCUCCUGGCAGUGGCUCUAAGCCAGGCCGCCGGAGAAAAACUCCGUUUCGACAACCACACCCUUUACAGGGUGGUCCCGAAAACCAGGGAAAUGGUAGAACUCCUCUAUAAUUUGCAGGAAGACGCUUUUAAUUCCGGAUAUAAUUUUUUCAGCGAGGUUGCUGCGGAGGGUGUCCCGGUGGACAUCUUGGUCCCGCCCAAGCAAGCCGAACAGUUUAAAUCGUCCAUUUUAAAUCAGGCCGAUGUGGAGUCGGUUUUGAUGAACGAAAACAUCCAGGAGGCGAUAGAUAAUGAAGGAUUCAGGCCGGAGGCUAUGGCCAAUACUUUUGGGUGGACCAGCUAUCACACUCUCGAUGAGAUUAAUGCAUGGUUGAGAGACGUGGCCUUCAACUAUGACGACAAAGUGACCUUGAUACGCGGAGGGCGAACGUUCCAAGGUCGCGAUAUCCUCGGAGUUAAAGUGUCCUUCUCGCCGGCGAAUGCCCGGCAAUCCAUCUUUAUCGAGGCCAACAUACAUGCGAGGGAAUGGGUUACUUCCGCCACGGCCACUUGGAUCCUUAACCAGCUGCUAGUAAGUCAGGACAGGAAUGUACGGCUGCUGGCGGAGUCUUAUGAUUGGUACAUUUUCCCGGUGGCCAACCCUGAUGGUUUUGUGCAUUCCCAUACUAACAACCGUAUGUGGAGAAAGACCCGUACCCCUUACAGUGUCCUCUGUUUCGGUGCCGACCCGAACCGUAACUGGCCUUACCAAUGGAUGACCGGAGGAGCCUCAAAUCAGCCCUGCUCGGACACUUACGCCGGCCCCACGUCCUUAUCCGAACCCUCCACUUCCUCAUUGGCCGACUUCAUCGACUCCGUAGGCGAAAACUUGGUGGGCUACAUCAGUUUCCACUCGUUCUCUCAAAUGUUGUUGCUACCUUACGGACACACCACCGCCCACUUAGAUAAUUAUGCCGAAAUGAUGCAAAUCGGAAGGAAGGCCAUUCAAGACUUGUCCAGGAGAUACGGUACCCAAUAUGUGGUGGGCAACAUUGCCGAGACUAUUUAUGUCGCCUCUGGUGGGAGUAUGGACUGGGUAAAACAUAAAUUCGGAACGCCGGUGGCCUACACGUAUGAGCUGCGCGAUAGGGGCCAAAACGGCUUUUUACUGCCUGCCAAUCAAAUUAUCCCCACCGCGGAGGAGACCCUGGACUCUUUGGUGUCCAUUUUUGAGUCCUACAGGCAAUUGCAUCCCAGAAAUUAGUGAUGCCCGAAGUGGUGAUGUUUAAAAAAAACAAUUUGAAAUAAAAUGUUCGUUGAAAUAUA